AUGUCGUUCGGUUCCUAUAUUCUCUCGGGCAUCAGCUCGUUCGUCGUGGUGACAUUAUCCCUCUUCGCUCUGGGUCAAAAGGUCCCCCGCGCAGCCUUCGUUGCCCGCUGUCUUGCUGCAUACGGCUCCCUCCUUCUCUGCGCAACCUACGGCGUCAUCGCGUCCAUCGUUCUCCGGCUGGUCGGCUAUGGCCGUGUCUCGCAAUGGGCUACUGCUCGCAGCUUCAAGUGGGUGAUGCGCCUCACUACGGGUGUUCGUUUCGAUAUCGUUGAGGGCGAGGAACACCUUACUACCCGUCCAGCGGUGUUCAUUGGCAACCACCAAACCGAACUGGACGUCCUCAUGCUCGGCGCCAUCUUCCCGCCUUACUGCAGUGUGACGGCCAAGAAGUCCCUGCGUAAUAUCCCCUUCCUUGGCUGGUUUAUGGCUCUGUCCCGAACUGUCUUCAUUGACCGUGGAAACCGGGAGACUGCCAUGAAGGCCUUCGAUGGAGCUGUGGAUGAAAUGAAGGUCCACCGUCAGAGUGUCUUUAUUUUCCCUGAGGGUACUCGAAGCUACUCUGAUGAGCCGAUUCUUCUACCGUUCAAGAAGGGUGCAUUUCAUUUGGCUGUAAAGGCUGGUGUGCCGAUUGUGCCCGUUGUCACUGAGAACUACUCCCACGUUAUGUCGCCGCGGAACUUGCGGUUUAACGCCGGUAAUAUCAAGGUCAAGGAUGUGGACCGUCUCACCACCACCACCCGCGAGAGCAUGCUCACCACUCUCCUUGAUAUGGCCCAGGCCGAGGAUAACAAGGUUGAGUCUUCUCGUGCCAACGGUGUCUCGACUGCUGUCGAGAUCUGA
Messenger RNA from Penicillium argentinense, 840 nucleotides. Its product is annotated as 1-acylglycerol-3-phosphate O-acyltransferase SLC1. Lineage: Eukaryota; Fungi; Ascomycota; Eurotiomycetes; Eurotiales; Aspergillaceae. Gene Ontology annotation, molecular function: 1-acylglycerol-3-phosphate O-acyltransferase activity. The transcript is spliced from 2 exons. Gene Ontology annotation, cellular component: endoplasmic reticulum; membrane. The record is from RefSeq and is a predicted model, not a curated record. Bases 1 to 840 code for a protein of 279 amino acids. Gene Ontology annotation, biological process: phosphatidic acid biosynthetic process.